UGCUUCCACAUUUUUAUUGCAAAUUAAUAAUGCACACGAAUUGCGAGAAAUUCGUAAGAGUGUGAGUGUGUGUGUGUGUGUGCUUGUGUGUAUUUUGGUGGGCAUGUCAAUUGUGUCUCGGGUAGCAGAUGGACUACGAGCUGAUGCUCAUUAAUGUGUAUUAUGAAUUAACAAAUGUUUUGAUUAACUAAAUUUUGUAGCAGCCAAUUAAUUAAACAACAAAUUUGUGAGUACAAAACUGCAGCAAUUUCUCUUCAGCUGGCUUCGUCGAGCUGCUGCUCCCUGGCUGCUGGCUGCUGGCUGCGUGCUCAUUAAUUAGAACAUGGAACCGACAACGAUGCUGUUGAUGAGAUUGAGAUCGUUAGAGGAGCAGAAGCAAAGACAGCCAGAAAAUACGACGAAGGCGACGACGACGACGAGCGAGAAAUCAAAUCAACAAAACAAAUGGCAACGGCGACAACAACAGCAACAACAACAACAACAUCGAAAGGCACACAGCAAAAAUUGUCAAGAGAUGGACAUUCGAAAAAUAGAAAAUCUCCAACUAAAACCGAAAGAAUUGAAACAUUUUCGGAUAUUUUCAUUUCAGAUGCGAGCAGCAAACGGUUAACAAAGAGCCUUUUAUGUGAGGGACACACGGGCGCACAAUCUUCAUGAAUUAUGGAACAUGUAAACCCAACAAAUACGAGGCAACAGCAACUGCAACUGCAACAGCAACAGCAACAGCAACAGCAACGCCAGCAACAGCAACAGCAGCUGCAGCAGCAUCAACUGGAACAACAGCAACAACACAGCGACAAUCAGCAACAAUUUUGCCUGCGAUGGCAUAAUCAUCAAACCAGCUUGCUGAGCACUCUGCCGGUGCUGCUGGACCAGUCCCAGCUGACGGACGUCACCAUUUCGGCGGAGGGGCGUCUGCUGCGCGCCCAUCGCGUGGUGCUCAGCGCCUGCAGCAGCUUCUUCAUGGAGAUCUUUCGCGCACUGGAGGCCAACAAUCAUCCGGUCAUCAUCAUACCGGGCGCCAGCUUCGGCGCCAUCGUCGCGCUGCUCACGUUCAUGUACUCGGGCGAGGUGAAUGUCUACGAGGAGCAGAUACCCAUGCUGCUCAAUCUGGCCGAGACACUGGGCAUCAAGGGACUGGCCGAUGUGCACAAUAAUAAUCUACCCAAGACAGCGAAAAGCACGCCGAAUGCCUGCAUGGAGCCGGCCGGCGUGGACAAGCCACUGGCGUUCGAUGCCACUCCGACACCAUCGCCUGCGGCCACGCCCACGGCCACACCCAGAGCCACGCCCACGCCCGCAAGUACGCCCACGCUGGGCAUGUCCAAUGCCACGCUGCAGGCGCCGCUGCUGGCCAAUAAGCUGGGCUCGCCCCUGGAGAAUUUCUUCCUGAAGUCGCUGCAGUUCUAUCCGAAUCUCUUGCCGCAGCCCCUGAACUUCUCGCAGACGGCGCUGAACAAGACCACAGAGCUGCUGGCCAAGUACCAGCAGCAGUGCCAGCUCUAUCAAAGCAAUCUCGAGGAGGAGGAGUGCUACGGCCAGGCCAAGCGCCUGAAGACGGGCAGCGGCGGGGCGCCAGGAGGCGUCAACAAUUCACAGAAAGACAUCAAGCGCAUAGACAAAAUCGUGGAGAAUCUGAGGACGAGCAGCAGCAGCAGUAAGUCGCCCAUGGAGUGCGGUGCUCCGAGCUCGAUUGUGGCCACGUCACCAGUGACACUGGCGCCACAGGCCAUGUCCCACUUCUCGCCCCAGCUGCCCGUGGUGAAGACGUCGCCCAGCUACAGCAACUCCCUGAAUCCCGCCGGCCAUCUGUACAGCGGCGCCAAGCUGCCGAGCUAUAGUGCCGCUGCCACGCCCACAACGGCACAGCAAGCCGCCCAGUCGCACCUGGCCAGUCCGCCCUACAUAACGCCCGAGGAUCACGUCAAGCUCCAGCAGCACAUCGAGCAGUACGCGGCCUGCCAGCGCGAGGCGGCGGCUGCUGCUGCGGCCGGCCAAUUGAUCAGCACCAAGUCGGAGCCGAAUCUGCUGUCGCUGAGCGCCGAGAAGAUGGUGACGCCCAGCAAGCCGCCAUCCAACUCCAAGCUCUAUGCCACCUGCUUCAUCUGCCACAAGCAGCUGAGCAAUCAAUACAAUCUGCGAGUGCAUCUGGAGACCCAUCAGAAUGUGCGCUAUGCCUGCAAUGUCUGCUCCCAUGUGUCGCGCAGCAAGGAUGCCUUGCGCAAGCACGUCAGCUAUCGGCAUCCGGGCGCGCCGUCGCCCUGCGAGAACGAGGCGCGGCGCAAGCGCGUCACCAAGCUGGCAGCUCAAUCGAUCUCCGCCAGCGCACCGACGGCGACAGCAACCAGCGGCGACAUGGCUGCGGGCGAGGUGCCCAGCACAGGCUCCGGCUCCGGCUCUGCGCCUGGCUCCGGCUCUGGUCCGGGCUCGCUCUCCGGCAAUCCGUAUCUCUUUCUACCCAAUCAGUUUCAGCUGGCCGCUGCAGCAGCUGCCGUAGCCGUGGCCGAGUCGAAUACGGAUGUGGCGCACGAGGGGCCCGUGUCCUUGAAGAGUGUAACUCCUGUCGCUCGCAAUGGGGAGGCAGGCAGCGAGACGGACACGACAACCAUCUGAAGCAGCGCACAUAUAUGCUUCCUCACACACACACGCAUGCACACACACGCACAUACACACGCUCACAAACACGCUCUCACUUGAAAUUAACCCCACCAUCUUAGACCCGGCUGUGAUACUUAGCACAAUUCGUCGAUUUAAUUUGAAUUUAUUCUCUCGUUAAUUUUAGCGCCAUUUGUUAGAGUUUCGCUUGCACUUAUCGAUAGGCGAGUACGCUUCGAUAGGUCUGCAAGUGGUGGCAUCACUGUCACAGUUUGAGGGUGACACGCGCUAACAGUUUGGGCAGCACUGAGUGCAGGCAUUCAAAACUGUUUGCGCGAGAUCAGAAACUGUAAUAUCGCGAGGCUUUCGUUUUACCUUCUACAAAGACCAAACACACACACACACACGGACACACAUACACACGCCUACACAUUCUAAUAAAUUAAGAGCACUUUUUAUAAAUAUUAUAAUUAUAUAUACCAAGAAAACACGCACACACACAUGCACACAAAAAGACAAGGUGAAGACCUACAAAAAACCAACAAGCAAAAUAAAUUUUAAGCCACAAAAAAUACACAAUAUGUUGAUGUACUCUUAUUUUCAUGCAAAAACUAGUUUAUUUCAUUUCAUAAUACAAUAAUUUACGUACGCUGGCGCACUUUAUACAUAUGUUUAAACUGUAUUUCAGUUGUAUAAGUAUCAAAAAAUUUGUUUAAAACACAUACAAGCAUAAUGAAGUGGGUUUGGGUUUAAAUAUUCCAGUGUUGCGAACAGAAAAGCUUUAUCAAUGAUAUGAUUAGCUGGCAAACUUUUGAGCUUAAAAUUAGAGGACUAAAUGAGUGCAUUAUAUAAAUAUCUAAAUGUAAAAAAAACAUGCACUUAUAUGAAAUGAAGCUGAUAUCGAAGACGAUGC
Messenger RNA from Drosophila mojavensis, 3508 nucleotides. Its product is annotated as B-cell CLL/lymphoma 6 member B protein. The record is from RefSeq and is a predicted model, not a curated record. NCBI's taxonomy places the organism in Eukaryota, Metazoa, Arthropoda, Insecta, Diptera, Drosophilidae. Gene Ontology annotation, biological process: regulation of transcription by RNA polymerase II. The coding region runs from base 661 to 2613 and encodes 650 amino acids. The transcript is spliced from 5 exons. Gene Ontology annotation, molecular function: protein binding. Gene Ontology annotation, cellular component: nucleus.